This is a messenger RNA of Mandrillus leucophaeus (drill), 1082 nucleotides long. It is a transcript of the gene CDA, whose product is annotated as cytidine deaminase. The transcript is spliced from 5 exons. Gene Ontology annotation, cellular component: cytosol. Gene Ontology annotation, molecular function: zinc ion binding; cytidine deaminase activity. The record is from RefSeq and is a predicted model, not a curated record. NCBI's taxonomy places the organism in Eukaryota, Metazoa, Chordata, Mammalia, Primates, Cercopithecidae. Bases 183 to 746 code for a protein of 187 amino acids.
GUCCAAACCAUGGGAGGCUCCUCUCCUAGACUCUGCAUCCUGAAAGCCGCGUACCUAACAGCCUGCCAUCUGGUUGCAGGGACACACCCCCGGGGGAGGAGCUGCAAUCGUGUCUGGGGCCCCAGCCCAGGCUGGCCGGAGCUCCUGUUUCCACAGCUCUGCUGCCUGCCUGGGGUACCAACAUGGCCCAGAAGCCUCCUGCCUGCACCCUGCAGCCCGAGUGUGUCCAGCAGCUGCUGGUUUGCUCCCAGGAGGCCAAGAAGUCAGCCUACUGCCCCUACAGUCACUUUCCCGUGGGGGCCGCCCUGCUCACCCAGGAGGGGAGAAUCUUCAAAGGCAGGGUCUCUCUCUGCCGCCCAGACUGGAAGUGCAGUGGUACAAGCCUAGCUCACUGCAGUCUCAAACCCCUGAGUUCAAGCGAUCCUUCUGUCUUAGCCUCCCAAGUAGCUGGGACUACAGGGUGCAACAUAGAAAAUGCCUGCUACCCUCUGGGCAUCUGUGCUGAACGGACCGCUAUCCAGAAGGCCGUCUCAGAAGGGUACAAGGAUUUCAAGGCAAUUGCUAUCGCCAGUGACAUGCAAGAUGAUUUUAUCUCUCCAUGUGGGGCCUGCAGGCAAGUCAUGAGAGAGUUUGGCACCAACUGGCCCGUGUAUAUGACCAAGCCGGAUGGUACCUAUGUUGUCAUGACGGUCCAGGAGCUGCUGCCCUCCUCCUUUGGGCCUGAGGACCUGCAGAAGACCCAGUGAUAGCCAGAGAAUGCCCACCGCCUGUGACAGCCACCUGGAGAACUUCAUAAAGAUGUCUCACAGCCCUGGGGACACCUGCCCAGUGGGCCCCAGCCCUACAGAGGCUGGCAAAGAUGAUGUUUCCAAAUUACACUCCAGCCCAGGCCAGCACCCCUCCUAGCAACCUACCUUGGGACUUAGAACCCCACCCCACACCCCCAGCCACCUUGCCUUUCCUUCCUGUGGGUCCUCUUUCAAAGUCCAGCCUAGUCUGGACUGCUUCCCCAUCAGCCUCCCCAAGGUUCUGUCCUGUUCCGAGCAACUUUUCUAAUUAUAAACAUCACAGAACAUCCUGAA